Messenger RNA from Arabidopsis thaliana (thale cress), 1205 nucleotides. Its product is annotated as RING/U-box superfamily protein. The record is from RefSeq and is marked reviewed. Lineage: Eukaryota; Viridiplantae; Streptophyta; Magnoliopsida; Brassicales; Brassicaceae. The transcript has a single exon. The coding region runs from base 317 to 817 and encodes 166 amino acids.
AUUUAAAACCCUUAUUUAAAUUAUAUAGAAAAAAAAAAGGUCAAGUAGUCUUCUAUUAUUUACUAGUAUAACCUCUAGAAACAUCAUCACCACAUUCCUGGCUAAUAUCCUUCAUCUAGAACAAUUAUUAACGAAUCAAAAUACCAAAAAACAAAGCACCUCAUUGACUAUUAAAUUAGUACUAAUACAUUAAUUAAGUUAUUAUUCCUAUAUAUAAAUCUCACCCAUUCUCCACCUUAUCAUCACAAUCCAAAACUCUCUCUCUCUCUCUCUCUCUGUCUCUUGUCUUAUCAUUUAUCUCUCUAACGGCGAGGCAAUGGGUUUUCCGGUGGGAUAUUCUGAGCUACUUCUCCCAAAAAUCUUUUUCUACUUGUUAUCUUUCUUAGGUUUGAUACGUAAACUCAUCUCCACAAUGUUCAAGAUCAUUGGUCUACCAGAUUUCUUAGAACCUGAACCGGUUUCAACCUCAUGGCCCGACCCACCACCCACGUUGACCAAACCUGACUCAGCAGCAAUACUAGCCGGAGAGAUGUUACCGGUUGUUCGAUUCUCGGAUAUAAACCGACCGGAAUCCGAGUGUUGCGCAGUGUGUCUCUACGAUUUCGAGAACGACGACGAGAUCCGACGGCUGACGAAUUGUCGACAUAUAUUUCAUCGGGGAUGUUUGGACCGUUGGAUGAUGGGUUAUAAUCAGAUGACGUGUCCACUUUGUCGUACACAGUUUAUACCUGAUCAUCUUCAACUGGAGUUUAAUCAAAGGCUCUGGUCUCAAUCUUCUGCUGUUUCUUCUCAACUUCUUGAUGAAUCAUCAUCUUAGGACGUAUUAAAUCUUUGUCCAAACAAAAAAAAAAGACAUAUUAAAUCCUUUUUUUUUGGUACUUUCAUUGGGAAUUGGGUUUGGUGUGAGAUCGAUGUAAAUAUUAAACAAAAAAAAAAAGGUAGUGGUUACAGGUUAAUGAAAAAAGAAAGAAGAAGAAAAUUUGUACUUAUCCAUCCCUGAAAGAUGAAAUUACAUUUUGAGUUAUUAUAAAGUUGUAAACUUUUUUUUUUUGUUAAGGAAAAAAAAAAUCAUUUGCUAUAACAGAUUAAUACUGAAUGUGUUAGUUUUUUAGUACAGUAUUUUAAUAAACAUUGUUUAGAAGUUAUUUUUUAAUUGUUACUUGUUCACCUGGCUAACUCAAUGAUACUGACAUAUUGUUUUUUGA